Molecule: messenger RNA, 1698 nt
Organism: Trypanosoma conorhini
Lineage: Eukaryota; Euglenozoa; Kinetoplastea; Trypanosomatida; Trypanosomatidae
Product: fumarate hydratase
Exons: 1
Coding region: 1-1698 (565 amino acids)
Biological process (GO): generation of precursor metabolites and energy
Molecular function (GO): fumarate hydratase activity
Source: RefSeq, a predicted model, not a curated record
AUGAGCCUCUGUGAAAAAUGCGACUUGGCUUCUGAGUGCCGUGGCAUCAAGGAGAUUGAGGACGCAAAGGUCGCGGCAACAGAGUUUCACUACGAGCCGAUGUUCCAGCCCUCCGACCCUGAACACGACGAGACAGAAUACUACAAGAUUGAAGGCGAUUACGUCAAGACGGUGGAGGUGCUUGGAAAGACGAUUUUGCAGGUUAAACCCGAGGCACUCACUGUGCUUGUGCAGCAGGCUUUCGCCGACGUACAACACCUUUUUCGCAAGGAUCACCUUGCUGGGUGGCAGCGCGUACUUGAGGACCCUGAGGCCUCCGACAACGAUCGCUUCGUUGCCCAGACCCUCUUGCAGAACGCCUGCGUUGCCGCCGGUGGUGUACUUCCCUCGUGCCAGGAUACGGGAACGGCGAUCGUCCUUGGCAAACGCGGUGAACUUUGUUGGACGGGCGGGGAGGACGAAAAGUACAUUUCCAAGGGUAUUUGGGAGUGUUACGUGAACCGCUAUCUGCGCUACAGCCAGACUGCAGCGAUUGACAUGUUCAAGGAGGUGAACACCGGGGACAAUCUGCCGGCGCAGAUGGACCUGUUGGCGACGCCGGGAAAUGAGUAUCACUUUCUCUUCAUUGCAAAGGGCGGUGGCAGCGCAAACAAGUCCCUACUGUUCCAACAGACCAAGGCGCUGCUGAACCCCAAGUCCCUCAGAGCCUUCAUUGAGGAGAAGAUCAAGGGCCUUGGCACGGCAGCGUGCCCCCCGUACCACAUUGCUCUUGUCAUUGGCGGCACAAGUGCGGAACUGACGAUGAAGACGGUGAAGCUCGCCAGCUGCCGCUAUUACGACUCCUUGCCCACAACUGGCAAUAAGCACGGUCGCGCCUUCCGCGAUCUUGAGUGGGAGGAGAUUGUGAUGGAUAUUGCCCGCAAAUCUGGAAUUGGCGCGCAAUUUGGUGGAAAAUACUUUGCCCAUCAAGCCCGAGUGAUUCGCCUGCCGCGUCAUGGUGCGUCGUGCCCUGUUGGUUUGGGAGUCUCCUGCAGCGCCGACCGCCAGAUACUUGCAAAGAUUACACCGGCGGGUUUGUUUGUGGAGCGGCUGGUGCGGGAUCCUGCGCGGUACCUGCCGGAUGUGCCGCUCUCCUCACUGAGCUCGAAUACGGUGAAAGUUGAUCUGCACCAGCCGAUGAGCGAGAUCCGCAAGCUGCUCAGCCAGUACCCUGUGACAACCCGUCUCAGUCUGAACGGGACGGUCAUUGUGGCGCGCGACAUUGCCCACGCAAAAAUCAUGGAGCGCCUGAACAACAAUGAGCCGAUUCCCCAGUACAUGAAGGAUCACCCGGUUUACUACGCCGGCCCAGCGAAGACGCCAAAGGGGAUGGCUUCUGGCUCCUUUGGGCCAACUACGGCGGGUCGCAUGGACGCGUACGUUGCCCCCUUCAUGGCCGCCGGCGGCAGCUUCAUCACGCUUGCAAAGGGGAACCGCUCAAAAGUGGUGACCGAGGCGUGCCAGAAGUACGGUGGCUUCUACCUCGGCAGCAUCGGCGGACCCGCGGCGAUCCUGGCGCAGAACAACAUCACGAAGGUUGAGCUGUUGGAGUACCCGGAGCUUGGCAUGGAGGCGGUGUGGCGCAUCGAGGUGGUGGACUUCCCCGCCUUUAUUGUUGUGGAUGACAAGGGCAACGACUUCUACGCCAGACUCCUUUGA